GCAGCACUAGCAGAAGAUGCAUGGCAUGUUAAAGUCAAGGCCGGGAGGAGUUAACGUGAUAGCGAAUACUUGGAAGUCCGCGGACACUGGACAAGGAAAACAAGAGGCACCGAAUUGAUGAGAAGCAAAGAAUGAGCAUGAGCACCAGCAUGGAGGUUGCCACUGUGCGAAAUGCCGAAGCUCUAUUCGAAACUCGUCGGAUUGUGGAAAUCAGGGAAGUGGAAAGCCAAACGAGGAAAGAAAUCGAGGAGAAGCAGGAGGAUCUCCGCCAACUGGUGGGACACAGCUACCGGGAUCUCAUCGAAUCCGCCGAUUCCAUCCUCCUCAUGAAGAAAUCCUGCCAAGCGGUUUCGCAAAACAUCCUCAACAUCCAAAGUGGUUUCAGAUCUAUCAAUACAGCCAUCUACCAGGCCCUCCCCCUUACACCCAAGCUGAUGAGAGACAACAAGAAAAUGGGAGAGUUGUAUGCAAUUGGGAGUCGGGUUAAGUAUUUGGUGGAUACCGCAGAGAAUAUAUGGGGGUGCUUGGAUGAACAUAUGUUUCUAGAAGCUUCUGGAAGAUACCUUCGCGCAAAGGAAGUUUACAGCUUACUUGUGGAGAACAAUAAGGAGCUUCUGGAGAAAUCUUUUCCCCUGUUGCGUCACCAGUGGCAGCUAGUGGAGAAUUUCAGGGGGCAGAUUUCUCAGAGAAGUAGGGAUCGGUUGUUGGAACAAGGUCUUGGAAUUGAGUCCUAUGCAGUAGCAUUGGCUGCAGUUGCUGUCAUUGAUGAGCUCAACCCUAAGCAGGUGUUUGCCCUGUUUCUUGACACGAGGAAGUCAUGGUUGAGGCAGAGAUCAGGCUUGGUAGGGUCUGGAUUGGGUGAUAAAGUAGGUGCUGUUAGUUCCAUUUUCUGUAAUGUGGUGAGAGUUAUACAGGUAACGCUAUGUCAGGCUGGGGAACUCUUCUUGGAGGUUCUAAAUGAUUUGCCUCUUUUUUAUAAGACUGUGUUGGCAGUGCCACCUGGAUCACAGUUGUUUGGUGGGAUACCAAACCCAGACAAUGAGGUGCAGUUGUGGAAAUCUCAUAGAGAGAAGCUGCAAGCUACCAUGACGAUUUCGCCGAGUGAAUUUAUAACAGAGUCUUGCUUAGCAUGGCUUAAGACAUGCGCAGAUGAUAUUCUCUCUGCAGAUAGGCUUGGGGGAAAGUAUUUGCUUGAUCUUGUGAAAAGUGGCAAGGAACUUGCAGAGAACGAGAAAUUGAUCAGAAAAACAUUGGACAGUCUGGAUGCGUUUGAAGGGAGCUUGGAGUGGCUAAAAACAGUUUUUGGUUCAAAUGUUGAGUUUCCAUGGCAAUGCGUGUGUGAGAUUGUUUUGAAGCACUCAAAGAGUCUGUGGGAUGACCUUUUUGAAAGCCUGUUUGUUAUUAGGAUGAAACAAAUAAUAGCUGAUGGAUUUACAGAUCUGCGUGAGAGAGUUAAGAUUGGUGAAUGCCUCGAAGCCAUAGUUACAUCUAUGGCAAGUCACAAAGAUGUUGAAGCUCAUUUGCACAAAUUAUCUACUAGUGAGGGCUGGCUUGUCAAGAGAGGGGACCUAAAAAGUGUCAAUUUACCUGGGUUGAGUUUUAGAUUUUUGAUGACAAAUGAUGAAGACUGGUUUGGUCGCCUUAAUGCUUAUUUUGGAACUGAGGUUAGCCAAAUAAAAGAUACCAUAGAUGAGGGGUCCAAGAAUAUCCUGGAAGACCUCUUAAGUUUUCUCCAUGCACAUAAAUCUUCUUCAAGGAUAAAUGAUCUAGCACCUUAUUUGCAAGAGCAAUGCUUCUGUUUUAUCUCAACAUUGAUUGUUGAGAUUGAAGAGCAUCUUGCACAUCUUUCAGAAGCUCUCUAUCAAAAAAUGAAAAUUGAGGAGAUGCCAGAAAAAUUGAACAAGGAGAAACUAGAACCAACAGUUAUAGUGGAAAGGGCACUUCUCUUAGGAAGGCUUUUAGUCACUCUCAGUUUUCAUUCAAAUUCCCUUCCACUAGUUCUUGGCUCUUCUCAGCUCUGGUUUGUUGAGAACAAAGCUUCAGUUUCAGGGAAAGGAUCUUCAACUUUCAGAUAUUCCAGUACUGAUUUUGAUUACCCUCUUCUAGACAAUUCUGGAAGACAAAUACUAAUGAGAGGGGUUAGUUUGAAGCCUGAAUCACAGGAUAAAAAUAAUAGCACCAAAUUGAAUAAACUAAGAAGAACUAUGCACAAUCUUUGUAUCAGAGCUUAUAGCAUGUGGAUAUUGUCGAUAACUGAAGAGCUUUCAGGCAUUCUUAAAAGAGAUCUAAGGGACGAUGAUUCUUUAUCCAUGACAACUCCUUUGAAGGGUUGGGAAGAAACUGAAUUGAAACAAGAGCAUGAGGGUGGAGGGCAACUGGAUACUAAGAUAUACCUACCAGCUAUGCCUUCACUAUAUGUUACUGCAUUUCUUUUUCAGGGAUGCCAAGAGAUUUAUAGAAUUGGUGGUCAUGUCCUUGACAAAAUAAUACUCCAACUCUUUGCUUGGAGAUUAUUGGAGAAGGUACUAAAUACAUAUGAAAAUUUUCUUCCAUCCUCAGAGGACUUUCAGAGCCAGGUCUCAGAAAAGGGUCUUCUACAAAUCCUAUUUGACAUACGUUUUAUUGCAGAUGUGCUUUCGGGUGGCCGUGAUGUACCUUUGGAUACCAUAAAUGCUGGCAAACAAGAUAAUUGGCCUGAUAGAGAUCGUACUUCACCUGCAAGUUCUAAGAGUAAGCCAGCAAAUUCUGAAGCACCUGAAGCCUCCAUGAGAAAGCGUGUUUCUGUUUUGACUCAAAAUCUUUCUAAAAAGCUUGAUCCAAUAGACUGGGCCACAUAUGAGCCAUAUCUUUGGGAGAAUGAAAGACAAUCUUAUCUACGAGGUGCUGUGUUGUUUGGCUUGUUGGUACAAUUGAAUCGCAUGUACACUGAUACUAAACAGAAGCUUCCGACACACUCUGAUAGAAACACUAUGAAGGGCAACACAGCAGCUCCUCGGUUAAAAUACCUUCCAAUCAGUGCACCAAGUUUGUCAUCAAAUGGAACGCCUUCAUCUGCUAUGCACCAGGCAUUCUCAGAUGACUUGACCGCAAGAGGUUCAUGGAAAGGGUUUUCAAAUGGCAAUCUCUCUUCAAAGUUUGAUUUUGAAGACACAUCAAGCUUUGGAGUUGCAACACCUCUUUUGAAGUCACUCAUGAGCCAGGUUGGAAGCAGAUUUGGAGAGGGAACAUUUAGGCUCGGUUCAAUGCUAAGUGAUGGCCAAGUUGGUAGACUAAAGGACAAAUCAGCAGCUGCCAUGUCCACGUUUGGUGAUAUGUUACCUGUACAGGCUGCAGGUCUUCUGUCAUCACUUACUGUGGGUGCAGGCAGACCAGAAUAAGAGAAGUCAGGAAUUUGAUUGCAACAUUACUGUAUUCAAUGUGUUUCGGGGGACCUAAAGUAUAGGCUGGCUUGUGAAUUCUGAACAGGAUAACUAAUGUUGGUUUAUUGGUUCUGUUCUUUUCCAAGUGGGUUCCAUGAUCUAUCACAUUUGUCUUAGGAACAAAGUGUACAAGGAAAACAUCUUAUUUACAAGAUGAAAAAAUGAGUUGUCAUUUCACCUUUGCUGCAUCAAUAUUAUUCAGGGAAGGAAUUUUUCGCAAUAACAUAGAGAUAGCAGGAGGUUCGAUGUUGAAAUCUACCAUUUAUUGUAAUAAAUUGUGUACUUGCAAGAGAUUCUUUUGUAUAUGAUCAAGCUAUUUCUGAGUCAUCAGUCAGUUACCCUGUAUAGUUUGCAAUAUUUUUUUUGGAAUAAUUCAUUACUUUCUAUCCACAUUGAUCAUAUUGAAUUUGAUGAAAUACAAAUUCAUAAGAAUUUUGUGAUUGCAUCUUUGUAUACAACCAAUAUUUUUGGCACUUUCUAUAAUUUAUUAGAGUUGUGUGAGUCAUAAUCA
Molecule: messenger RNA, 3930 nt
Organism: Cryptomeria japonica (Japanese cedar)
Lineage: Eukaryota; Viridiplantae; Streptophyta; Pinopsida; Cupressales; Cupressaceae
Product: conserved oligomeric Golgi complex subunit 1
Exons: 7
Coding region: 132-3377 (1081 amino acids)
Biological process (GO): intra-Golgi vesicle-mediated transport
Cellular component (GO): COG complex; Golgi apparatus
Source: RefSeq, a predicted model, not a curated record